Molecule: messenger RNA, 3716 nt
Organism: Syzygium oleosum
Lineage: Eukaryota; Viridiplantae; Streptophyta; Magnoliopsida; Myrtales; Myrtaceae
Product: glutamate receptor 3.2-like
Exons: 7
Coding region: 379-3135 (918 amino acids)
Cellular component (GO): plasma membrane
Molecular function (GO): glutamate-gated receptor activity
Source: RefSeq, a predicted model, not a curated record
CCAGGUUGACAACGCCAUCAAUGGUUGUGGUUCUUGACCACUGUCUUCAUUUUCUUCAUCAUCAUGAUAUCAGCAUCGUCUUCUUCUUGUUCUUCUUCUAUCUCAUGGUCUUUUUUGGUUUUUCCCUUUUGCUGGCCCAUAAAAACUAAAAUAGUAGUCUGAGGACCCCCUCCAUCUGCAAAGAAUUCAACCCUGCAAUUAUUGUGGGGAAGAAAAAAAAAAGAAGUGAACUUCUGGGUGUUCUUCUCUGUUCUCACAUGCUCGCGGAAGCCCAAGUCAGAAGGUGGCUCGCUUUCUCCUGCUUCAAGUAUUCCCUUCCUAAUUAUAAAGAAACAGAAAGUGUCCAGCGCAGAGCCAGGUUGUUGAUCUAGCAUCACAAUGGAUCUGGUUUGGCUUCUCUGCAUUUUCGUCCUCUUUUUUGGAGAAUUGUCACUAGGACAGUCCAAACCUGAUGUAGAUGCAGUGAAUGUCGGAGCUAUUUUCACCUUUUCUUCUAUCAAUGGAAAAGUCGCUCAAAUCGCCAUGAAGGCUGCGGAGAACGAUGUUAAUGCAGAUCCAACUUUUCUUGGUGGACGCAGACUGUCUAUAUCCAUGCAUGAUUCCAAUUUCAGUGGAUUUCUUGGCAUCAUCGGCGCUUUGCAGUUCAUGGAGACGGACACAGUUGCAAUAAUAGGUCCACAGAAUUCAGGAAUGGCCCACAUUCUCUCGCAUCUUGCAAAUGAACUACAUGUUCCAAUGCUGUCGUUCACUGCGCUGGACCCCAUGCUUUCUCCCCUCCAGUACCCCUACUUCAUUCAAACUGCACCCAGCGAUCUGUUCCAGAUGAUCGCUGUUGCAGAUAUGAUCAGCUAUUACGGAUGGCGAGAGGUGGUUACAAUUUUCUCCGACGAUGAUCAUAACAGAAAUGGCGUCACUGUGUUAGGUGAUCAACUUGCAGAGAGACGCUGCAAAAUAAUAUAUAAGGCAGCUCUUCCCCCAGAUCCAACGGCAACUGAGAAUGAUGUUAUAGAUGAAUUGAAUAAGAUAAAACUGAUGGAAUCCCGAGUAUUCAUAUUGCAUACAUUCACAAAGACGGGUCUUUUGGUUUUUGAUGUGGCCAAGAGGCUUGGCAUGAUGGACAGUGGGUAUGUCUGGUUCGCAACUUCGUGGUUGUCUAGUGUUCUGGAUUCUGAUUCAUCGCUUUCCUCAAAGGAUGCCCACUCUAUCCAGGGAGUUCUUGCACUUAGGCUUCACACACCUGACUCAAAGAGGAAAGCGGAUUUUUCAGCGAGGUGGAAAUCGUUGAGCAAUGGUACUAUUGGGUUGAACCCUUAUGGUCUUUAUGCCUAUGAUACGGUAUGGAUGAUUGCUCGUGCAGUUAAAAUGUUCCUGGAUCAGGGAAACAACAUCUCAUUCUCUAAUGACACGAUAUUAAAAAACUUUCGGGGAGGAACUCUGAAUCUCGAGGCAUUGAGCAUUUUUGAUGGAGGGAAGCAGUUGCUUAACAAUGUCCUGCAGACAAAUAUGAAUGGUCUGACCGGCCCGAUCAAAUUUAAUCCAGACAGAUCUCUAGUACAUCCUUCUUAUGACGUCAUUAACGUACUUGAAAAUGGGUAUCGCCAGAUAGGAUAUUGGUCCAACUACUCCGGGCUUUCCAUUGUGCCUCCCGAAGAACUUUAUGCCAAACCACCUAACCGUUCUAGUUCGAACCAACAUUUGAACAGUGUAACUUGGCCUGGAGGCACCAGUACGAAGCCUCGCGGUUGGGUUUUUCCGAAUAAUGGGAAGCGACUAAGGAUAGGAGUUCCAAGGAGAGUUAGUUACCGAGACUUUGUAGAGCAGGUCAAUGGUACUGACAUCGUCCAGGGCUAUUGCAUAGACGUGUUUCUUGCUGCCAGAAAAUUGCUUCCUUAUGCAGUUCCAUACGAAUUUGUCUUGUUUGGAGAUGGUCUCAAAAAUCCUAGCUACACCGAGCUCGUAAAUAUGAUUGCAGCAGAUGUUUUCGAUGCUGCUGUGGGAGAUAUCGCGAUUAUCACAAAUCGAACAAAGAUUGCAGAUUUUACUCAGCCUUACAUUGAGUCGGGUCUAGUUGUUGUUGCCCCUGUUAGGAAGUUGAAUUCAAGUCCUUGGGCCUUCUUGCGUCCAUUCACUCCAUUGAUGUGGGCUGUCACAGGAGUUUUCUUCCUCAUUGUAGGAGCAGUCGUGUGGAUUCUUGAACACAGAAUUAACGAUGAGUUCCGGGGAUCUCCCAGGAAACAGGUCAUGACAAUUCUUUGGUUCAGCUUUUCUACUAUGUUCUUUGCACACAGAGAAAACACCAUAAGCACACUUGGUCGCAUAGUGCUGAUCAUCUGGCUUUUCGUGGUUUUGAUAAUUAACUCAAGUUAUAUAGCAAGUCUUACAUCAAUCCUGACCGCUCAACAGCUAUCCUCACCGAUCAGAGGAAUAGAUUCGUUAAUAAUCGGCAAUUCCCCAAUCGGCUUCCAAGUAGGGUCUUUUGCAGAGAACUAUAUGGUUGAGGAGCUGAGCAUUCCAAAAUCAAGACUUAUUGCGCUUGGCUCACCAGAGGAAUAUGCUUCAGCCCUCGAGUCUGGAAGAGUAGUUGCUGUGGUUGACGAACAACCAUACAUAGACCUCUUCCUUUCAAAUCACUGCCAGUUCUCAAUCAGGGGCCAAGAGUUCACCAAAAGUGGGUGGGGCUUCGCAUUCCCUAGAGACUCCCCUCUAGCCAUCGACAUGUCCACUGCGUUGCUCGCUCUGUCAGAGAAUGGUGAGCUCCAGAAGAUCCAUAAGCGGUGGCUGUCCAAAAAGGCGUGCGGUUCCCAAAACUCGGGAUCGGACCAGCUUCAUCUCCAAAGCUUCUGGGGCCUGUUCCUUAUUUGCGGGGUUUUAUGCGUUGUAGCUCUCCUCCUGUACCUCUUCUUCAUCCUGCGCAAGUUCAAACGGCAUUCUCAUCAAGCACCCGAGCCAUCCACUCAUGGAAGCUCUCGUUCCGCGCGCCUUCAGAAUUUUAUGUCGUUCGUGGAUAUGAAGGAGGAUAAGUCCCGGAGCAAGUUGAAGAGAAAGCGAAACAACCACCUUAUAAAUGGAUACAGGGAAUCCAAGUCAAUCGAUGGGUCUGAUAUACUGGAACCGGACGUCUCGGGGCAACGUUGAACAGGGGAUUUACUGGCCUUACGAGUUUCUAUAGCUAAUAACAGCUUGGUUGCUUAUUUUCAAUCUAUGAUCUAGAAAGAACCGAGAAUUCUCCGAGUGUUGAGUUUCACUUCAUGCCCUGAAGAACAGUACCCGACAGCAGUCCUUACAGUAGGCGACCAGUUUGUUGUGCAGCAUUUUAACCGAAGAUAUCGUUUUUCUUUUCUGUUCCGUUCCGAAACGCCAUUCCAUUGGAUUGGGGAUUCCCAGAAGGCGAGCAGACCCCCAAGCCAGUCGAACGGGCUUUACUUUAGAAGUCCACAGCCGCCAUCGCUGCGGGAGUUAGGAGCAGCUAAUGCCUGUGCUGCUGAUGCAGAAGCAGAAGAAGAAGAAGAAGAAGAAGCUGUGCGCGCGCGCUAUAGGCAGUGAGGGGGAAAUGCUUUGUAAGUCUUUUCCUUUGCCGGAAACAAUACAAAAGGGCCUGUUUUUAGAGAACACUGACUUGAAAGUUCAUUGCAAUUCGACAGUGGAUGAAUGCAAAACGUUGUUAGUUUGUGCGCAUGUUCAUUUUUGUGAUUUUAAUCAACGUUUUGCUCAUAAAA